Plasmodium gonderi is the source of this 555-nucleotide messenger RNA. Its product is annotated as nascent polypeptide associated complex alpha chain. The transcript has 3 exons. Gene Ontology annotation, cellular component: nascent polypeptide-associated complex; cytoplasm. Lineage: Eukaryota; Apicomplexa; Aconoidasida; Haemosporida; Plasmodiidae. Gene Ontology annotation, biological process: protein targeting to membrane. Bases 1 to 555 code for a protein of 184 amino acids. The record is from RefSeq and is a predicted model, not a curated record.
AUGCAAGACGACAAAAUAAACUCAAAAGAUGAAAUUUCAUCAAGCUCCUCUUGUGAAGAAAAUGACGAAAAUAAAAAUAUUUUAAACCCUCCAAAUAGGACAAAAAUGAGCAAAGGGGAAAGAAGAGCCAGGAAAAUGCUUGUGAAACUUGGUUUAAAGCCAGUAUCCAAUGUGCAUAAAGUUAUUAUAAAAAAAUCAGAAAAAAUGAUUUUUGCCGUAUCCAAUGUGGAAGUAUAUCAAGUCGAGGGGACUGAAUCGUACGUCAUAUUUGGAGAUGCUAAAACGGAUGACAUAACAAACUCGAUUAACAGUCUUCUCCCGGAUAGUUUACAGAAAGAUUCUGAUAUGUUAGAUGAACAGGAAGUAAAUUUUGAAGAACCGGAAAAAAUGGAACAAAAAGUUGAAGACUUAGAUGAAGGAAAAAUAGGAGAUGUUUCUACAGAUGACAUUGAGUUGAUUAUGUCGCAAACAAAAUGUACUCGAGAAAGAGCAAUUGAAGUGUUAAAGAAAAAUAACAAUGAUUUAGUGGAGUCAAUUAUGGAGUUGAGUGGAUAA